AUGGGAGGUUGUGAUAGUAUUGAAUGGGAGGUUGAAGGAAGCAAACGUGAAAGCUACAAUACUAACGUACGUGAGUUACAGAAUUUGCAUAAUUUGACAACUUUGGAGAUAUCAUUCAAAAAUACUUCGGUUUUGCCAAUGGACUUCCAGUUCCCUGCAAAUCUAAAAAGAUACAACAUAUUGAUUGGGAUUUGUCAGUUCUCUUCAUUAUGGUAUGGUGGAGCUCUCGAAAGAACACUUAAGCUCACAGACUAUAGUUGGACGAGCAGAUCGUUGUUUACCACAGUUGAGGACUUGAGCUUUGCUAAAUUAAAGGGUGUUAAGGAUUUGUUGUAUGAUUUGGAUGUGGAAGGUUUUCCUCAAUUAAAGCAUCUGUAUAUCCAAGACACUGAUGAAUUGUUACACCUCAUUAACCCAAGAAGGUUGAUGAAUCCCCAUUCUGCAUUCCUCAAUUUGGAGACUUUGGUUCUUGACAAUCUAUAUAAGAUUGAAGAAAUAUGUCAUGGUCCAAUGCACACACAGUCUUUUGCAAAGCUAAAAGUUAUUAAAGUUACAUCUUGCCAUCGGUUGAAGAAUCUGUUUUUGUAUUCUCUCACAGUAAACCUUUCUCAACUUCAUGAGAUUGAAAUUUCUAGUUGUGAAGGUAUGUCAGAGAUCAUAGCUGUGGAAAAACAAGAGGAUCAGAAAGAACUUCAACAGAUUGUUCUGCCUGAAUUGCAUUCUGUCACUUUACGACGUUUACUUGAGCUUCAGAGUUUUUAUUGUUUAUUAACCGUCGAUCAGGGUAAUCCAUCCAAUCAGAGCAAUACUUUGGCACUGUUUAAUAAUCAAGAGGUAAAUAUUACUAUAUCGCCAUUAUCAACCACUAGUUUACAAAAACUCCGCAUUUUAAGGAUAAGUGAAUGCGAUGAGCUAGAGGAAAUUUGUGGAAGCAGUAAUGAGGGUGAUCCACCACUUGGCGAUAUUGCUUUUAUGAAAUUGGAGGAAUUGACAUUGAAAUGCUUACCGAGGCUCAGAAGCUUUUGCCAGGGAAGUUACGACUUCAGGUUUCCAUCACUACAAAUUGUACGUUUGAAAGAAUGUCCAAUGAUGGAGAUUUUUUGUCAGAGAAACAUAACCACACCAAGCCUCACAAAGGUGGAAUAUAGAUUGAGUGGAGAUAAUUGGUAUACGAGUGGAGAUCAUUGGUAUGGCGACCUUAAUACUACUGUUAGAACAGUUUUCACUAAAAAGGAUCAAUAUAAUCCAGACUUGGGGAAACUGGCUAUCAGAGACAACAAUGAUCUGAAGUCCAUAUGGCCAAAUCUAGUGACUCCAAAUUCCUUUCCUAACCUGACGAAAAUUGUCAUUUCUUCCUGUGAAAGCCAAUAUGUGUUUCCCAUCCAUGUGGCUAAAGUGCUUCGGCAGCUCCAAGUUCUUAAAAUAAGCUUUUGUACCAUAGAGAAUAUUGUCGAAGAAAGUGAUAGUACUUGUGAUAUGAUGGUUGUUUAUCUUCAAGUACAGAAGUGUCAUGAUAUGAUGACCAUAGUCCCAUCCUCUGUUCUGUUUCAUUCUUUAGAUGUAUUGCAUGUGUACUGGUGUGAAAGACUAGUAAAUAUUAUAAGGCCAUCAACAACCACAAGUUUAACAAACCUCCGCAUUUUAAGGAUAAGUGAAUGUCAUGAGCUAGAGGAAAUUUAUGGAAGCAGUAAUGAGGGUGAUGCACCAAUACUGGAUGAGAUUGCUUUUAUGAAAUUGGAGGAAUUGACAUUGAACAACUUACCGAGGCUCACAAGCUUUUGCCAGGGAAGUUACGACUUCAGGUUUCCAUCCUUACAAAAGGUACAUUUGAAAGACUGUCCCAUGAUGGAGACUUUCUGUCAUGGAAACUUAACCACAACAAGCCACAUUGAGGUGCGAUGCCUAUAUAGAUGGCGUAAUGAAGAAUCAGAAGAUCAUUGGGAUGGUGACCUUAAUACUACUAUUAGAAAAUUUUCACUAGAAAGGUACAUGUCAACCAAACUUCAGAAUAUAGAACAAGAUUUGACUUCAUCAUCAGAAUCAGACGACAGCUGA
This is a messenger RNA of Glycine soja, 2055 nucleotides long. RefSeq lists its product as uncharacterized. The transcript has 4 exons. Bases 1 to 2055 code for a protein of 684 amino acids. Lineage: Eukaryota; Viridiplantae; Streptophyta; Magnoliopsida; Fabales; Fabaceae. The record is from RefSeq and is a predicted model, not a curated record.